Molecule: messenger RNA, 4380 nt
Organism: Cynoglossus semilaevis (tongue sole)
Lineage: Eukaryota; Metazoa; Chordata; Actinopteri; Pleuronectiformes; Cynoglossidae
Product: cyclic AMP-responsive element-binding protein 1-like
Exons: 11
Coding region: 487-1551 (354 amino acids)
Biological process (GO): regulation of transcription by RNA polymerase II
Cellular component (GO): ATF4-CREB1 transcription factor complex; nucleus
Molecular function (GO): protein binding; DNA-binding transcription factor activity, RNA polymerase II-specific; cAMP response element binding
Source: RefSeq, a predicted model, not a curated record
UUCAAGAUGGCCGCUGACAACAGGAAGAGGAAGAGUUGUUUUACUUGUUCUUGUCACAAACAGCCACCUUUCUUUCUUUCUUUUUUUGCUAAGCUGACUUAGUGUUGUAGUUGGUUGGUGCUAAGAAUGAACUGUUGUUACCUCUUACACUCAAUCUGUUCACUUCAGGAGUCUCUGUCUCCACGGGACACCGCUGAUCCAUCACCUGACAUGAGGGGGACAGGAGGGACAAUGUCAAAGCCUCACCAUGGUCACUAAUGCAGAGGCGAAGAUUGAAAUAAAGCCACAGGCUGAAACACAAAUGGACCAGAAGCAGAGACGGUUGCCGAGGAAAUUGAUGGGGCGGAAAGGAUGCGGGGGAACCAGGAGCUAGUGCAGUGACAUCAGGUCAUGGAGGAAAUAAGAAAAAGAUGGAUGAAGCUGUUGGAACCAGCGUAUGUGUGAACCUUCAUACACUCCUGUGUGCCCGUAGCAUCUUGAUGCAAGAUGACACACAAAGUAACAGCACCGCAGACUCAGAUUUCAGCUCAACCAAUGAAGAUGGAUUCAGCAUUGGAGGCUCAGCAGGAGACUGCUGUGACAGAGACUGAGAGUCAGCAGAUCACCCAAGCACAGAUUGCUACCUUAGCACAGGUGCUUUCUGCAAAUAUUGCAGAAAAUUCUUUUUACGUAUCAACAGCGGCCCAUACAUCGGCAACAGGCCCCACUGUUACUCUGGUCCAACUUCCCAAUGGACAGACAGUUCAGGUCCAUGGUGUCAUACAGGCUGCACAACCGUCUGUCAUUCAGUCCCCACAUCUCCAGACUGUACAGAUUUCUACUAUAGCAGAAAGUGAGGAUUCACAGGAGUCAGUAGACAGUGUGACUGACUCUCAGAAACGCAGAGAAAUCCUGUCACGUCGCCCUUCAUACAGAAAAAUCCUUAAUGACCUUUCAUCUGACGCACCGGCUGUCUCUCGUAUUGAGGAGGAAAAGCUAGAGGAAGAUUCUUCGGUUGCAGUUUCCACCCCGGCCAUCACCACCGUUACUGUCCCUACACCCAUCUACCAGACCAGCAGCGGCCAAUACAUUGCAAUCACACAAGGUGGUGCUAUUCAACUGGCUAACAAUGGUACAGACGGGGUACAAGGCCUGCCAACAUUGACCAUGACCAAUGCGGCAGCUGCCCAGCCGGGAACCACUAUUCUCCAGUACGCACAGACCAGCGACGGCCAACAAAUAUUGGUGCCUAGCAAUCAGGUCGUUGUCCAAGGUGCCUCAGGUGAAGUCCAGGCCUAUCAGAUUAGAGCAGCGCCCACGAGCACCAUUACCCCUGGGGUUGUCAUGGCUUCUGCAGCUGCCCUCCCCACACAGGGUGCCACAGAGGAGGUCACUCGCAAAAGGGAGGUCCGCUUAAUGAAAAACAGAGAAGCAGCUCGUGAAUGUCGUAGGAAGAAGAAGGAGUAUGUUAAGUGUCUGGAAAACCGAGUGGCCGUGCUGGAGAACCAAAACAAAACUCUCAUUGAGGAGCUGAAAGCCCUAAAGGACCUUUACUGCCAUAAAUCUGAGUAAUUUGUAUCCUGCACACUGAAGUACAGUUUCAGUUUUAAUACUCUGACUGUUCAUAUUGCCUGUCAGGCCUUCCAGUUUACGUACAACUGGUCCUUUUUAACAGAGAUGUCCUUAAUUGAUCCUAGUUUCCGCCUUUUAAAACAUUUUCUUCUGUAGUCUGUUGCAUAGCAUCCCCAGUUUAAAAUGAGUUGAAUAGUUACAAUGUAAUGACAGUGUAAUAGCAGCCCUUGGAAGAGGAGAUGAUACCAAAGUGUCACAUCAUGAAAUAUUAGAUUCUGGUGCAAUAUCAUCAACAGGGUAAACUGAGGAUUUUCCACACAGCUUUUUUCAACAAAAAUGCAUCUUGUUGUCCUGAGUGUUUUUAGCACCAUGCUAGCAUAAAGCAGAAUUUGUCACCAUUGAUGUCUGUUCAGCAUGUGCCUGUCAGCAAAGCAACAACCAACAUCUCACUGCCUUUUGAGUGAAAACCCUGCUACUCGUCACCUCCAAGUUGAAUUUAAACUUUGUUCAAAUUUCUGAUAUUUCCGUACUGUACAUCAUCAAGGUGCUGUUUUGUUUACCUCUGAUAUGUUUUACACCAGGUAACGAUUUCAAGAACUGCUAGUGCAAGCAGUCACCAUUGUCAACAAUGCACCUCCACGUCUUCAGCAAUACAGCAGUGUUUAAAUAUGACUGGAUGAAGGCCUAGCUGAGUUGGAAAAACAGAAACUAAUAGAAAAUCUGUUCAGAGCUACUGUUGUCUCCAGUAGAGAAACUUUGUUGGGGAAACUGAAAGCAAUAAGGUGUUUGGUGUUAGUUUAGUGUGCUAAUCUAAUUAUUGAAAAUGUAAUGCUGGCCAGAAAUGUGGCCAGCUUGUAAAUUUAUAAAUCCUUAUACAUCCUGCAUGUGUAUAUAUGUGUAUGUGUGCGUGUAUAUAUAUAUAUAUAUAUAUAUAUAUUUAUACACACAUCUAUACAUACAUGCAUAUAUGUAAGCAAGAACAGGUUAUUACAAGUUGCUAAAUACAUUUGUCAAGGAAAACCUUUAAACCUUUUAUAGGAGACAGGGUUAAAGAAAAAUUAAUAAACACAAUUUUUCAAACAUACUAUCAUUAUUUAGGAAAAAUUUCCUUAACAUAGUUUUAAAAAAAAAUCUUUCUCAAAAUAUCCACGUUCAGAAAUCAUUUUUGAUUCGCGUCAAAACAAGAAUGCUAAUUUUGGAUUAGGGGUUAGAUUUAAAUAAAUUAAUUACUUACUUAUGCAAAGUAAAAAUAUAUAUCUCAUGAUUUAAUAAUUCCAACAUACAAGUAAUAUUUUUAGGAAUGCUGUGUAUUGAACAUAUCUCAAUGUGUCGUCUUUUGGGAGCUAAUAAUUUUGUAAAGGACAGAUUACAAAUUGCAUUAGAAGUUAUCUAAAGUAACAAUUCAUAUUUAAUUAUUGUUCAGCCAUCAUCUCCCCACUUUGUUAGAUGUGACAUAAAUGAACAUUUAAAUUCAAAUGUAAUUUUCCAGGGUUUUUCAAUGAUACAUCUCCAGGUUUUACAUUGGCUGUCAGUGGAACUAAGAUAUGGAAAACAACAAGCAGUGAGAUUAAGGAGCCAUAUUUUCAGUAUGUAGCAGAUCAGGUGCUUUGUGGAAUCUUCCGUAGAUAAAGGCUGUUAUCAGAGUCAAAACACUAAUAUUGAAAAUGUGCAUCCUGUUGAAAAGAGAUCACUUUGUGGGACCGUGUGUGUGCGCGUACUUUGAGAACGUCAGUGUAUGUAUUUGUCUGUUUUUUAUAGCACUGUAAAUGGAUCCUGCAGCAUGUGCAGACCUUACCUAUUUCUGUUUAUUUGAUAUGAAAAGGAAAUGUUCUUAUGGCUUGUAUGAAACCAUUUUGCAAAUUUGUAAGAUAUAUCAGUGUAUAAUAGAAGAUGAUGUAUAUGUGUAUGCAAUCCACCAGGCCUAACACUAUCAUGGCAGCUAAGUGUAUUGGACAAAAGGCCUUUGAUGGACAUGUAUUAUUUUUGGAGUGUACUGUUCUGUACUGUUGAGGAUUUUUAGUGUUUGUAAUGAAGAUCGAACCAUGGUCGACAACUGGAAUGGGUUGGCCACGUGUGUUUUUAAAAGAACAUUUAUUUUAACCUCUGUCCAGUCAUCAGAUGGAAGCACAUGCUCUUUUGUCUAGACCAAGAUUCCUGUAGUACAAUUUUCCAGAAUACUAAUCCAGUAUCAUACCCAGAUAGUAAAUGUUCAGAUAUAAGUUAAAAAUAUUUUCACCAGGCAUUAAGGUGCUUCUACCCAGUUGUUUUUUUCUUUUUGUAUUUUUUUUUUUUUUACCUAAUCAAUUCAUAGUCAUUCGUUAGCCUUUAGGAAAGUAUUCUAUGUUGUAGAGUGGGUAUGAAAAAAUAAAUGGUUAAAUUGGCUAAUGGUUAAAUUAAAAAAGAUCAAAUAGCACUUCAAGCAUCCCACCUACAGGAAUCUACAAUGAGUAUUAAUUAUUAAUAUUAUUAUAAUCAUAGUGUACAUUGGCAUGUACUUUAUUGCUAUAGUAUAGACCAGUGAGUCCCAACCACUGCUGCGGCACAUUGGUGUGCCAUGAGAGUUCGUCAGCUGUACUGUGGAAAAUUAUCCAGUUUUAUCUAAUAGGUCUGAAAACUAUCAUUUGUUUUUUACAAAUAAGUUGUCUUCAAUAGCCUUUGGGACAGUGACAAGUAGAACAAUUAAAUGCUCUUCCACUGGGUGGCAGCAAAUGGUUAUAAAAACUAAGAUAAAAAAAGAGGCUUUUAAAGAUGUGUGUAGAUGUCUUCACUUCCUGCAAGAAUAUUUGUGUUUGAUCAAUUAAACAGGCACUAGUUAUAAACUAGUAAGUA